ACUUUGCUCUCAGUGCAAAUAAAAAGGUGAAAAACUCACAUGCUAUCUUUGUUACUGUUAAGUCAUCAUAGUAGAGAAAAAAAUGGAGAAGCAGAUAUUGGAAGCUCCAUUCUUGGACCCUUCUCCUUCUGUUUUCAAUAGAAAAAAAUGGAGUUUUUCUCUUUGCUUUUUAUUUGCAUUCACUGCCAUAACAUUUAUAGGUCUUACACACCAUGGAGGCAUUGGUGUAUGGCUAAUUGGAGAUGUAAAUAGUAGAUAUAAUGGAAGACUACAACAUAAUGCUGAUAUUGUUGAAUCAGAACAAGCAGUUGUUGCUGCUGAUGAUGGUCGAUGCUCAGAAAUCGGUAUAUCCAUGCUUAAAAUUGGUGGACAUGCAGUUGAUGCUGCAGUUGCCACAGCCCUUUGUCUUGGAGUAGUUAGUCCAGUGGCUAGUGGAAUUGGAGGUGGAGCUUUUAUGGUUGUUAGAUCUUCAUCUACAUCAGAAGUUCAAGCAAUUGAUAUGAGGGAAACUGCUCCUUUAGCUGCUUCACAGAACAUGUAUGAUAAUAAUGGGAACUCCAAGUUAGAGGGAGCAUUGUCUAUGGGAGUUCCUGGUGAGCUAGCCGGUCUUCACGCAGCUUGGGCGAAAAAUGGGAGGUUACCAUGGAAGACCCUAUUUCAACCAGCCAUUAAACUCGCAAGAGACGGUUUCGUGGUUAGACCUUAUCUCGCAAACAAAAUGGUUGAAAAAGCAAAAUUGAUACUUAAAGAUCCCGGCUUGCGGAAAGUAUUUGCACCUGAGGGAAAGCUGUUACGGGCAGGUGAAAUUUGCCAUAACGUAGAACUUAGCCACAGCUUAGAGCUAAUUGCUGAACAAGGUCCGGAAGCUUUUUAUAAUGGAGAGGUUGGUGAAAAGCUUGUCGAAGAUGUGAAGAGAGCAGGUGGAAUUUUGACAAUGGACGAUUUGAGGAAUUACAGAGUGGAAAUUCCAGAGGCAGUUUCUUUUAAUGCUAUGGGCUACACCAUCGUCGGAAUGCCACCUCCAUCCAGUGGAACACUCGGGAUUUCUCUCAUUCUUAAAAUCCUCGAAAGCUAUUCGAGCUUAAAUGCUGCUGCAGAAGGCUCUUUAGGAUUGCAUCGACUGAUUGAGGCGAUGAAACAUAUGCUUGGAGUUCGAAUGAACCUGGGCGAUCCUGACUUUGUAAACAUCAGUAGUACUGUAUCUGACAUGCUUUCCCCGUCUUUCGCCAAAGAAAUUCAACGAAAGAUUUUUGACAAUACCACCUUUCCUCCUGAAUACUAUAUGCCCAGGUGGAGUCAGCUACUAGAUCAUGGAACGAGUCACUUUUGCAUUGUGGAUGCAGAUCGAAAUGCUGUAUCGAUGACUACAACAGUAAAUUAUCCAUUCGGAGGCGGCGUGCUCUCUCCAUCAACCGGUAUUGUACUCAACAAUGAAAUGGGAGAUUUCUCAACACCUAAUGAAAUAUCCCCUGAUGAACUCCCUCCGUCUCCUGCUAAUUUUAUUCAACCAAAAAAGCGACCAUUGUCAUCGAUGACUCCGAUUAUCGUUCUCAAGGAUAAUCAGUUGGCUGGUGUAAUUGGUGGUAGUGGAGGCCUAAAAAUAAUCCUCGCAGUCGUUCAAGUUUUCAUCAACCAUUUCGUCCUGGGGAUGGAUCCUUUAGCGGCAGUGCAGAGUCCGAGAGUCUACCACGAGCUAAUUCCGAAUGUAGUUCUGUAUGAGAACUGGACUUGCAUCGAUGGCGAUCACAUUCAACUCUCGGAUGAGAAAAAACAUUUCUUGGCUGAGAGGGGUCACCAACUCAAGGCGAAAAACGGAGGAGCCAUGUGCCAGCUAAUUGUUCAAAACCUUCCGAAUCCGCCCUUACAGUUAGGCAGAAGGAGUGGAAAAGAAUAUAAAGACGGGGUUUUUCGAGGGAUGCUUGUGGCUGUGAGUGAUCCUAGGAAAGACGGAAGACCUGCAGCCCUAUGAUGGACUCAUCCUGCUUGAUUUAUGGGUAUGAAUAAGUCUAUUAUUUGUACAUAUUGUUCGAAAACUGGCUAAAAGCCACAGUUUCUGGUGAAAUAUAGAAAGAAAGGGAAAUUCGCGAUUCGGGCAAA
This is a messenger RNA of Lycium barbarum (goji berry), 2097 nucleotides long. RefSeq names its product glutathione hydrolase 3. Lineage: Eukaryota; Viridiplantae; Streptophyta; Magnoliopsida; Solanales; Solanaceae. Gene Ontology annotation, biological process: glutathione catabolic process. The record is from RefSeq and is a predicted model, not a curated record. Bases 83 to 1969 code for a protein of 628 amino acids. Gene Ontology annotation, molecular function: glutathione gamma-glutamate hydrolase. The transcript has 7 exons. Gene Ontology annotation, cellular component: plasma membrane.